Messenger RNA from Colletotrichum graminicola M1.001, 699 nucleotides. Its product is annotated as cutinase. Gene Ontology annotation, cellular component: extracellular region. The record is from RefSeq and is a predicted model, not a curated record. NCBI's taxonomy places the organism in Eukaryota, Fungi, Ascomycota, Sordariomycetes, Glomerellales, Glomerellaceae. Bases 1 to 699 code for a protein of 232 amino acids. Gene Ontology annotation, molecular function: cutinase activity. Gene Ontology annotation, biological process: carbohydrate catabolic process. The transcript has a single exon.
AUGAAGUUCCUCAACGUCUUCGCACUCGCGUCCGUCACGGCCGCCUUUCCCACGCUCUCCGAGACCUCCGUUAAUGAGGUUGACGUCCGCGAACUCGAAGGCCGCCAGAUCGGCGGCGUGGGCAUCACUGCCAAAGAGUUCACCCAGGGCGGCUGCAAAGAUGUCAUCAUGCUCUUCGCCCGCGGAUCGACCGAGGUCGGCAACAUGGGCACCGUCUGCGGCCCUCCUACAGCCAACGAUGUCAAGGCCAACUUCCAGAGCGUGGCGGUCGAGGGUGUCGACUAUGCGGCCGGCCUGGCGACCAACGCGCUGCCCGGCGGCGCGGACCUCCAGGGCAUCGCCGAGAUGAAGCGGCUCAUCGCCAAGGCCAACUCUGAGUGCCCUGACUCCAAGCUCGUUGUCGGCGGUUACAGUCAGGGGGCGGCACUCACCCACCGCGCUGUUGAGAACCUCCCCCAGGCCCAGAAGGACCAGAUCGUCGCGGCAUUCACUUUCGGAGACACGCAGAACACCCAGGACAAGGGCCAGAUCCCCAACUUUCCCAAGGAGAAGACAAAGAUCAUCUGCGCCACGGGCGACGCCGUCUGCAAAGGCACGCUCAUCAUCCUUCCCGCCCACUUAUCGUACGGCAGAAAUGCCGGUGAGAUGGCCGACUUCAUCUCACAAAAGCUCACGGCUGCCGGUGUCAAGAGGCGCUAG